AUGAAUUCCACAAUCUUUGAAGGUGCAAGCGAAAAGUUCCUGCAGUGGUUCAAUUCCCUGCCUGGUUCAACAUUUUCUGAUGACAUCAAAAUUGUCGACCUGCGUGAUCGCAACGCUGGUCGCGGAAUAAUAGUUGCUCUCAAGGACAUACCCGCUGGAACAACUUUGUUUACUAUCCCCAGAAAUGGAAUUAUCAACACAGAGACGUCGGAACUUUCUAAGAAAAUCCCAGAUGUGUUCGACCUUGACAAACCUGACGAGGAUGAUGUUCCUGGGUUGGACUCUUGGAGCUCUCUGAUUCUCAUCAUGAUUUACGAAUAUCUCCAAGGAGACAACUCACAAUGGAAGCCUUACUUUGACGUGCUUCCUUCAUCUUUCGACACACCCAUGUUUUGGUCGGAGAGUGAGCUUGAUCAAUUACAAGCCAGUCACAUGCGACACAAGAUUGGCAAGGCGGAUGCGGAGAAUAUGUUCAAAAAGACUCUUGUUCCCAUCAUUCGAAGCAACCCAACCAUCUUCAAUGCCGAGAGCAAAAGCGAUGAAGAGCUUGUUGAGAUUGCUCACCGAAUGGGCAGCACCAUCAUGUCGUAUGCGUUUGACCUUGAAAGUGACGAGGAGGAAGAGGAGGAGACUGAGGAAUGGGUUGAGGAUCGUGAUGGAAAGUCGAUGAUGGGCAUGGUACCUAUGGCGGAUAUUCUGAACGCUGAUGCUGAGUUUAAUGCGCACGUCAACCAUGAGGAAGAGAGUCUUACUGUUACCAGCUUGAGACCUAUCAAGGCGGGAGAAGAAAUCCUCAACUACUAUGGACCUCAUCCCAACUCGGAGCUGUUGAGAAGAUAUGGAUACGUCACCGAAAAGCAUUCUCGUUAUGACGUGGUCGAGAUCCCUUGGGACGUCGUCGAGUCGGUCUUGACCAAUUUUGGCAUUUCAAGCCAAAUCUUGGAGCAAAUUCGUGGUGUGUUUGAAGAGGAAGAAGAAUUUGAGGAUACAUUUGUCUUGGAACGCGAAACAGGCGAGGUCAACUCGGAUGGUACCUUUGCUGAACCUGCCAAAUUCGAAGGCAUGCCCGAAGACCUCCAAGAACAACUCAAGUCAUUCCUCAAGGGUAUCAAGAAAGCACAGCCAGAUGCUAUAGCCGACAAGAGAAAAAGGGACGAGAUUCACCAAGCUGUACUGGUCAAGACGCUGGAGGCCCUCGCAGCGAAAUACCCAACAAGCAUUUCAGAGGAUCAGAUUCUACUGAACAGCCAGAACCUUGACCAACGAGCUCGCAUGGCCACUGUAGUCAGACUUGGGGAGAAGAAGCUGCUUCAAGAAGCCAUCGCCACGUUCUCUGAGGAUGUCGAGAUGACAAUGGAUGAUGAGUCUGGCCCAGCAAAGCGUACAAAGCGAUCAGGCUGA
Messenger RNA from Fusarium venenatum, 1401 nucleotides. The record is from RefSeq and is a predicted model, not a curated record. NCBI's taxonomy places the organism in Eukaryota, Fungi, Ascomycota, Sordariomycetes, Hypocreales, Nectriaceae.